Molecule: messenger RNA, 2668 nt
Organism: Carassius auratus (goldfish)
Lineage: Eukaryota; Metazoa; Chordata; Actinopteri; Cypriniformes; Cyprinidae
Product: thromboxane-A synthase-like
Exons: 14
Coding region: 108-1766 (552 amino acids)
Molecular function (GO): oxidoreductase activity, acting on paired donors, with incorporation or reduction of molecular oxygen; heme binding; iron ion binding
Source: RefSeq, a predicted model, not a curated record
GUUUUUCAGCCUCAUGAAAAACUACAUUUUCCAGAACGCAUCAGUGUCAUCGCAAGCGGUUGUUGUCAAACACGGGAAAGCCAGCGGUGAGAGUGACGGGUCUCAUCAUGCAGCCGUUAGUCGACAUUCUGAAAUGGUUUGGAGUCAAGGCAAGUGGAUGGUCUGUGUCUGUGUGCCUUUUUCUGCUGUUCUUCAGCCUCCUUUACUGGUACUCCAUCUCCCCUUUCUCUGUCUUGGAGCGAUGUGGCAUCAAGCACCCAAAGCCCUCACCGUUUUUCGGAAACCUCAUGAUGUUUCGAGACGGUUUCCUUAAGCCACAAUCUGACCUAAUAAAGAAAUAUGGACGAAUUUGUGGUUAUUAUAUAGGCCGGCGGCCUAUAGUGAUCAUAGCAGACCCAGAUAUGCUCAGACAGGUGAUGGUGAAGGAAUUCAAUAAAUUUCCCAACAGAAUGACUGUCAGGGGCAUGACUAAACCCAUGAGCGACAGUUUGAUCAUGCUGAAGGGCGAACAGUGGAAACGAGUGCGCAGCAUCCUCACACCGACCUUCAGUGCUGCCAAGAUGAAAGAGAUGGUUCCCCUCAUCAACAUGGCCACAGAGACGUUACUGAGAAACCUGAAGAGCCACGCUGAGUCCGGGAACAGCGUUAACAUUCACAAGUGUUUCGGCUGCUUCACGAUGGAUGUUAUUGCCAGCGUGGCGUUUGGUACGCAGGUGGACUCUCAGAACAAUCCGGAUGAUCCUUUCGUGAACCACGCCUCCAAGUUCUUCGCUUUCACCUUCUUCAAACCCAUCAUGAUAUUCUUCAUGGCUUUUCCAUUUCUGCUUAAGCCUCUUGCUGGUCUCCUUCCCAAUAAAUCAAGAGAUGAGAUGAACAGCUUUUUUAUCAAAUGUAUUCAGAAAAUGAUUAAACAAAGAGAUGAUCUUCCCCCGGAACAGCGGAGGCGAGACUUUCUGCAGCUGAUGCUGGACGUCAGGACCGGCAACAAGUAUAUGUCUUUGGAGCACUUUGAUGUGGUCAAUGACGCAGAUGAACAGGCUUGCACCGAACAGGAGAUGGACAGCGGGCAGGAAAAUGGACCAGGAAACGAGUCCACCAAGCGCGCCCAGCAGAAGAGAAUGAUGACGGAGGAUGAGAUUGUCGGUCAGUCCUUCAUCUUCCUGUUGGCUGGUUAUGAGACGAGCAGCAACACACUAGCGUUCGCCUGCUACCUGUUAGCACUCCAUCCAGAGUGCCAGAAAAAACUCCAAGAGGAAGUGGAUGAGUUCUUCAGCAGACACGAGACUGCAGAUUACACUAAUGUCCAAGAGCUGAAGUAUUUAGACAUGGUUAUAAGUGAGUCUCUCAGACUCUACCCACCUGCGUUCAGAUUUGCACGAGAUGUUGAUCAAGACACUGUGGUGAACGGCCAGCUUUUGCCUAAAGGAUCAUCUCUGGAAAUCGCUACAGGUUUCCUUCACACUGACCCAGAGCACUGGACCGAACCUGAGAAAUUCAUCCCGGAGAGGUUCACUCCAGAAGCCAAGGCCAGCCGGCACCCAUUUGUGUAUCUGCCGUUUGGAGCGGGGCCACGCAGCUGCGUGGGCAUGAGAUUGGCCCAGCUGGAGAUCAAAAUGGCUCUGCUUCACAUAUUUAGGAGGUUUAACAUGAUGGCCUGCGAGGACACUGAGGUUCCUCUGGAGUUGAAGUCGCACACCACCCUUGGACCCAAGAAUGGUAUUUUGGUCAAAAUCACCAAGAGGGAGAAUUUUGAGGAUGAAUCCUGAUGGAGUUUUAGUUGUUACUUGGGCAGUUUGAUCUAAUCCAUUCUAAUCAUAUUAUUUAGAAUGGAUCGAUUGCCUAAAAUCUAAAUUCUUAUUCUGGAAUCACCUGACAACUAAAUAAAAUGUAUCUGUGCUACUCGUUUAAAUGAAACUGAAUUCAACACUAUUAAUUUACUACUAAGGCACAGAUGUACAUAUGAGAAAAGCAUCACACAUACGCACAAGUCCCUCAAAUGUAAAUGCAACGACAGUACAUGGAAGAAAAUCUGUUUGAUGCAAGUGAUUUGAUAGCAGGAACUGGGAUUGGACAUGUCUUGCCUUUACUGCCAGUGACAUAUUUGAGCUGCUGAUGAUUAUGCUGAUUUUAAAUAAUUGAUAUUACAUUAAGCUGCAAUGAAGACCCAGAGUGAUGUGAUUUUUAAGAGUUGAGUGUACAGAGUAUGAUGCAAGUUGAAUGUGAUCGUUUAAUCAGAGUAUAAACUCCACAAACUGACAUUUUCAAAUAAUUUGAAAUCAAACGUAUUACAUAAAUAGUUUUUCAGUCAGAAUAGGGUUAUUUAUCUUCAGUUACACAUUUCAUUUGAUAUCAACAUUUUAGACCCACACAUCAAAGGAAUGUAUAAAUGCUACGAUUUUGGGAGCUUCUACCUAGAGAUCUGGUUAACAGAACUACUCUCUUAGAGCUUGUCUUGGUAAAUAAAACCAAGUUACUGUACUGUAGACUUCUCACUUCUCAGUUUAACCACAAGAGGUCACAGUAAUUAGAGAAUCUGUUACUACUCUAUGUAGUCUGUGACAAACACCCGCUUCUGAUCUUCAACUGAUUUCCUUCUACAUGUUCUGCUUCCUCUUGCCUGUGUCUUAAUCUGUGAUUUUGUUUUCAGUAUUAAAUGCUGCAAAUCAUU